AUGACUUAUAACAAUUCCGUUCUUAUUGGAAAUUGGAGCGAAGAAAGACUUAAAAAUGAGUACGAAUUUAAGCUAUUUUUAAGAAAACGCGACCGACGUGAACUGUUACUUCAGCGAUCUAGAACAUUAUUCAGCAAUUUAUUGAGUGAGAGGCCUUUGGCGAUAAGUGGAACUUACGUGCUCUAUGGAUUUAAUGUGCAAGUAGUUGCAUCGGAUAUGCCAGCAUCAUCGAAGAUGGUGGGUGGUAAGAAACAACAUGGCUUAGCAAUGUCCAUUCUUGUGAUGGAUCGUCAGGUGGACUACAUGCAGAACAUAACUGAUGGCUGUCUUAUGACCCUUUCGCCUAUUACCACACCUUGUUGUCGGAACACAUUCGUUAUUAUCAGCGCAAAAAAUGAAAAAGAUCGUGGAAGCAAAAUGAAAUACGGCCAUGAAUUCCUACUAAGGGCUGAGAAUUACGGAGAUCCUAACGCACCGCCUUUAUACGUCCGGUACACACCAUCAAGCACGCCUUCCCCUGCAGACCGUAUGCCAUUGCGCCUGAGUGCCGUCAAAGACAGCAACUGUCGUUUCACUACAUUGCCGCUGUUGCCAUGCGAUAGACUUGAAGGAUUGGGGACUCCAGUAAAGACUGGUGCCAGGCUCAUAAUUAAAAACUGCGUCUCAGACACGAGUUUGUGUGUUAUGAAUCAAAAUUGGAUGCAAACAUUUUUUGGACCGGAGUGCGGAGUGAAUUGCAGGGACUACACUGACAUUCACGGAAGAUUUACAGCUGAAAAUGUGUUCACUCUUGUCAGUGAUGUAGAAACUAAGACCAAGGAUUGA
This is a messenger RNA of Spodoptera littoralis (African cotton leafworm), 825 nucleotides long. The record is from the annotation of a GenBank genome assembly. Lineage: Eukaryota; Metazoa; Arthropoda; Insecta; Lepidoptera; Noctuidae.